This is a messenger RNA of Mytilus trossulus (common blue mussel), 582 nucleotides long. RefSeq lists its product as uncharacterized. The transcript has a single exon. Gene Ontology annotation, molecular function: DNA binding. Bases 1 to 582 code for a protein of 193 amino acids. Gene Ontology annotation, biological process: regulation of DNA-templated transcription. The record is from RefSeq and is a predicted model, not a curated record. Lineage: Eukaryota; Metazoa; Mollusca; Bivalvia; Mytilida; Mytilidae.
AUGGAUUCACACACAGCUUUGCAUAACCUUUCUAAACUUGUGAUUGAUAAUUCUAGUGAUUCAAGAGAACAGCCAAUGAUGUCUGAUUUGCCGUAUAAUCCCGUGUUUGGUAUAAUUUGUUCUUCUUCGUACGAUCGAGUCACUAGAAGCUCUGAACGUCUAGAGGCUUACUUUGACGUAUUUAAAUCGGAUUAUCCCGAGGUAGAGAAACUAUGUGACCAUUACCAUAAACUGACCGCUCAAAUAGAACUGGACAAGUUAUCUGCGGUAAUUAAUUCUCCAGUGGUUCACCAUAGCAGAUUGAACAACCAUUUCAACCAACAACGUCAGCAACUGAUGACGUACUACACAGAGCGCCUGGCUGAUAUCGAGAAAUCAAAGACUGGCGUUAUUACUGACAAAGAUGUCAACUGGACAGCAGUAGAAUUGAUGAAAGACUGGUUUGACAAGAACGAACAUCGUCCGUAUCCAAAGAAAAAGGACAUUCAACAGAUUUCAAUGCUUGGUAAUAUAUCUGUAAAGGACAUCAGAACCUGGUUCAUGUUUGAAAGAAUUCGCCGUUUGUCAGCAGCAAAUGAAUGA